AUGACUGAAAAGCUUCAAGUCGCCGUCGCUGGUAUCGGCCGUAUGGGGAUGCGCCAUGCUCGUCACUUUGCAACUCUGACCCCCCGUGCCGAACUCAUCGCCGUCUGCUCACCCGUGCAAGCCGAGCUAGACGCUGCAAAGAGCGAGUUCAAGGGCGUGCGAACCUACCUCGACUACGAGGAGAUGCUGUCUCAAGAGAAAUCUCUACAAGCUGUCGUCGUUGCCAGCGCCACUACCGUCCACGCCGAACAGGCAAUCAAGGCCAUUGAGCGGGGAUUACACGUUCUCUGCGAGAAGCCCAUCAGUACCAGUCCGGAGAUUUCCCAAUCAGUCGUCGACGCCUACAAAUCCUCCAUCCAGAAAUUCCCCAACCAAAAAGUAAUCUGCGGAUUCUCUCGUCGCUUCGACGCCUCAUACCGUGAUGCACACCGACGCAUGGCAUCCGGCGACAUCGGGACCCCGUCCGUCUUCCGCUCACAGACAUGCGACAAGCUCGACCCCAGCGGAUUCUUCGUUGCCUACGCCGAGUUCUCGGGCGGUAUUUUUGUGGACUGCUCAAUCCACGAUAUCGAUCUUGCACUCUGGUUCUUUGGCGAGGAGAGCAAAGUGAAGAGUGUGACUGCCAUCGGUAUCACAGCUGUACAGCCCGAUCUGCGCAAGCACAACGAUCGUGAUAAUGCGUUGGGAAUUAUUGAAUUUUAUGGAGGUAAAAUCGCCCAGCUCUAUUGCUCACGCAUGAUGGCUGCCGGCCAAGAAGACUGCACCGAAGUCUACGGCACAAACGGGAAGAUCGCAAUCAACACGCAGCCUCAGCUCAACCUCGUGAACCUAUACGAGUCCACUGGUAUCCGACGCGAGAUUCCAUCUGAUUACUAUGGCCGAUUCCGAGAGGCGUUUAUCACUGAGGCUAAUGAGUUUACUGCUUCUUGUUUGGACAACACCGUGCCACCGCUGCGUUUGGACUCGGCGGUCAGAGCUGUGACUAUUGGAUGUGCAUUGCAAGAGUCCCUGAUCAGUGGCAAGAAAAUUGAGUUUGAAGAGAAUGGACAGAGAGCGAAGCUAUAA
This is a messenger RNA of Penicillium verhagenii, 1065 nucleotides long. RefSeq lists its product as uncharacterized. Gene Ontology annotation, biological process: NADPH regeneration. The record is from RefSeq and is a predicted model, not a curated record. The coding region runs from base 1 to 1065 and encodes 354 amino acids. The transcript has 4 exons. NCBI's taxonomy places the organism in Eukaryota, Fungi, Ascomycota, Eurotiomycetes, Eurotiales, Aspergillaceae. Gene Ontology annotation, molecular function: nucleotide binding; oxidoreductase activity. Gene Ontology annotation, cellular component: cytoplasm.